Molecule: messenger RNA, 1218 nt
Organism: Penicillium odoratum
Lineage: Eukaryota; Fungi; Ascomycota; Eurotiomycetes; Eurotiales; Aspergillaceae
Exons: 4
Coding region: 1-1218 (405 amino acids)
Molecular function (GO): O-methyltransferase activity
Source: RefSeq, a predicted model, not a curated record
AUGACGGUCAUCACGCCCCUGUAUUCGAUGUUUAAUCAGAUGGGGCAGCUGGUUCAACAGAUUGCCACCAAUCCAUCUGCCCAAUCCCAUUUUGAGCUGCUGCGAUUGAUUGAGCAAUUCCGAUUGGCCGUGGAAAGCCCCUCUGAGACUAUUCAGCGUUUGGUCUAUCAGCCCCCACAGAACGCCGCCCUCCGAGCUGUAGUGGAUCUGCAGAUCUUCCCUCUGCUCGUAAAAAAGCAGUACCAGAAUACAGGGAUCUCGGCUGCGCAACUAGCGGAGCACACUGGUGCAGAACAAGAGUUAAUCGUUCGAUUGAUGCGUGUCAUGGAAUCUCUGGGUCUCUGUAAAUCCCCAGAGUUCCAAGUAUAUAAAGCGAAUGAGAAAACGGUGGCCAUGACCCAGCCUGCUGGGCGUGAUGGAGUUCCUUGCAUAUAUGACCUCACAAUUCCAACUCUUGGCAAGCUGCCCGAGUAUCUACGAGCACACGAUUAUGUCAACCCCCAAGACUACGACCAUUCACCUAUGCAGUGGGCAGUGGGUCAAAGCCAAUUCGAGUGGCUAGCCAGCCACAAGGAUAAACAGAAGUUGUUCAAUUCAUAUAUGGCGAGUCGCAGACAAGGGCGACCAAUGUGGUUCGAUGUCUACCCAGUGGGAAGACUAAUGGGCGAUGCAACGCCAUUCGCGGACACAGUUUUCCUGGUUGAUAUUGGUGGUAAUCAAGGCCAUGACUUGCGUCAGUUUCGUCAGAAAUACAAAAACCUCCCGGGAAAGGUCAUCCUGCAAGAUCUUCCAAAGGUUCUGAACGGGGUGUCUGGUCAUGACUCUGAUAUCGAAGUUAUGCCUUAUAGCUUCAUGGAACCUCAGCCUGUGCAGGGUGCACGAGCGUAUUACUUCCGAUCCAUAUUUCAUGAUUGGUCUGAUGAGAUCUGUCACCAGAUAUUGUGCAACACAAUGUCUGCAAUGGUACCGGGUUAUUCUCGGAUCUUGAUCGUGGACUUUGUUCUGCCGGAUACUGAGACACCCCUCAUGCAGGCGUCGCUCGACAUUCAGAUGAUGAGUAUUGGUGCGGGUGUUGAGCGGUCGGAAACUCAGUGGAGAGAGUUACUGCAGAAGGCUGGAUUGGAGAUCACGGGUAUUUGGAGUCAAGGCCCAGGCAUGGAAUCAGUAAUUGAGGCGGUUCCCAUAUCGCAGGUGAAAGUGGCUGAGAUGAUGGGAUGA